AAACGCAGUUCUAACGCUGUAUAUAAGUUUCGCCUUCUCUCUCUCUAAAAAAUAUAAUUUUCACACAGACAUGGAAGUGAUCCCAGUUAUUGCGGGUACUCUCGUCAUCAGUUUGUACCUCAGCGAUCUUUCGUCUGGGGCGUCCUGUUUUGGAUCUUUCGCUCCACUCUGUGGACAAGAUGGUAUUACCUACGCAAACGAGUGCUAUGCAAAACAGGCACAUGUGGAGGUAAAGGACAAUGGUCCAUGCCCUGAGAAAAGAUGUCGCUGUAAUCGAAUAAUGAUUGACGUAUGUGGACACAAUGGUAUACAGUAUAACAACCCCUGCCUAGCCAGGUGCCAUUACGUGGAGAGGUACACAUUUGGAAAAUGUGAAGACACGGAAUGAAAGGCAGCUUCUUCAUAAAAUUGCGGAUUAUAAUACCCCUGUGAAUGAACCCCAGCUCCAGUGUUCGGGAAUACGUGUAUUCACUGUACAUUUACUGAUUAAAAGUUUACAAAAUUUCA
This is a messenger RNA of Ostrea edulis (European flat oyster), 507 nucleotides long. Its product is annotated as serine protease inhibitor dipetalogastin-like. Gene Ontology annotation, molecular function: protein binding. Lineage: Eukaryota; Metazoa; Mollusca; Bivalvia; Ostreida; Ostreidae. Bases 71 to 388 code for a protein of 105 amino acids. The transcript has 4 exons. The record is from RefSeq and is a predicted model, not a curated record.